GGUGGUAACACUUACAGUCCAAUCUAAAAAGAAAGCUGUAAAGAAAUGUUUGGUUAAUUGUGGCGUAGCUAAUAUAAAUUUAUAAAAAAAAAAAAAUAUGUUUUAUGCACAUUUAAUUUUGGCCAAAAAAGGCCCAUUGGCCCGAGUAUGGUUGGCUGCUCACUGGGAUAAGAAAAUAACAAAAGCGCACGUAUUCGAAACAAAUAUUGAGAAAUCCGUGGAAGGUAUAAUGCAACCAAAAGUAAAAUUGGCGCUUCGCACUUCGGGGCAUCUAUUGUUGGGUGUCGUUAGGAUUUAUUCGCGGAAAGCAAAGUAUUUAUUGGCGGAUUGCAAUGAAGCAUUUGUUAAGAUCAAAAUGGCCUUUAGGCCUGGCAUGGUUGAUCUUCCCGAAGGACAUAGGGAAGCAAAUGUAAAUGCAAUCACUUUGCCAGAAGUAUUUCAUGAUUUUGACACAGCCUUGCCCGAGUUGAACGAUAUAGACAUUGAAGCCCAAUUUGCGAUAAACCAAUCUAGAGCAGAUGAGAUCACUAUGCGAGAGGAUUAUGGUGGUAGCUUGUCACUUUCUAUUCACGAUGACGGUUUUGGUGAUAUGGGAUUUGAAGGCGACACUCCUGAUUUGAUACGUGGUCCAAUAGAUGCGAAUAUAGAUGAUCAAUUAUUUGGUGAUGGUGGCAUGGCGGACGUUACAUUGGUAGAUGAACCAAAAAUAACAUUAAAUGAUACAGAUUUGGUAAACUCACGAUUAGAUGGAGAUGGUUUUGGGGAUGAAUUUGGACAGCCUGAACUUUUUGAAGACGAUCUUUUCGCUGAACCGCCAUUAGAUACCAGUGACAAUAAUUUAAAAGCUGUCAUUGGUGCUGCACAAGAAUCUGAUGACGACGGCAUGGAUCACAUGGAUAUUAGACCACCAUCUGUGGCAUCCAGUUGUGAACAUCUAUCCGAAGCAAAUGAAGUAGAGAAGGAAGCUCACAAAGAUGAGGGUAACGAAGCUUUAGGAAAUUCAAAGGAAGAGGAAAAUCCUUUGGACCAGUCAACAUUGCUGCAAAAUGAAGAUGAAAGCUUUGCCUUGGCCCCCAUAGAUGCCUCGGCAUACAAAGGUGUCACCAAAGCUAAACGCAAACGUAAGCUAAUUGUUGAUGAAGUCAAAAAUAUAUCUGGCGAAGAAAUGAAGGCGCAAUUGGCAAACACAACGGAUAUUGUAACAACAUUAGAUUUGGCACCGCCAACAAAACGACUCACUUAUUGGAAGGAAACUGGCGGUGUGGAAAAAUUAUUUUCACUACCUUCUAGAACUAUCCCGGCCAGAGCUUUGUUUUUAAAUUACCAACGUCAUUUAGUGUCCCGUUGUUCAGCACUCGAAGACUUUUCUAUACUUGGUCCAUCUGACUUGUUGGCUAUAGAGCAUAUACAGAAUGAAAAUGAUGCAAAUGUCAUAAACAACAAACGCGGUCGUAAACGAAAGCAUGAGCUCCAACCAGUACAGCAAAUCAUUGCGGAUGUGACGGCACAAAGUUUGGCAGCACCAGAAACAGUGCGAGACCUUGAACACAGUGUUGGUCAAACACAAUAUUCGUUGGCAGAGAAUUUAAUACCACCGGCGGAGAGCUCUUUGUUUGACAAUAUGCGCAGUCCCAGCCGUAUGCUAAGCAUGAAUGAAAUCAAUGGUAUCGAAAAUUUAACAUCACUCAACGAUUUACCUCUGACGCCGAGUAACAUGCAUCACGGUAUCGAUGCAUCCGAUGAUUUCAAUCAUGGCGACGUGACGCCCGCAGGUCUACAUCAUGGAGACCAAACUCCGCAUCAUUCCAGUAUUGAACAUAUCGAUAAUUUACCCAAUCUACCAGCCGAUCAAGUGUCAUCUAUAUUACAAGAAGCUGAGAAUAUACCAAAUAUCCAACAAGAUAUACUAGCAGGCAAGGCGCAACGAACUAGCGAUAUAUCUACAGAUUGGAAUGAUUACGAUUUACCGCCACCACCGCCAAAUCCUGCUGAAGAGCAAUUGGAAAACGAAACAGAUGAACAAUUUGAGGAGCGCGUACUCAAUAAACGAGCAGCACAAUUGUUCUAUACCGUUAAAUCUCGUUUAAUAAAACAGGAUUGCCUAAUAUUAUCUGCAUUAACAGUGAAUAACUCCAGGAAGCAGGCGGCACAAAAGUUUUACUCGUUAUUGGUACUGAAAAAGUUCCGAGCACUCAAUAUCGAACAGACCCAGCCAUAUGCGGAUAUAGAGAUAUCAAGAGGGCCGCUAUUUGAAAAUCCAAAAUUAUAAAGCAUGAUAAAAUUUAAUAUAUUUUCUUUUAUAUUAUUAUAAUUAUUAUAUUUUAUAUUACGA
Messenger RNA from Bactrocera latifrons, 2332 nucleotides. RefSeq names its product double-strand-break repair protein rad21 homolog (gene vtd). Gene Ontology annotation, molecular function: chromatin binding; protein binding. The record is from RefSeq and is a predicted model, not a curated record. The coding region runs from base 98 to 2269 and encodes 723 amino acids. The transcript has a single exon. Gene Ontology annotation, biological process: replication-born double-strand break repair via sister chromatid exchange; synaptonemal complex assembly; mitotic sister chromatid cohesion. Gene Ontology annotation, cellular component: cohesin complex; synaptonemal complex. NCBI's taxonomy places the organism in Eukaryota, Metazoa, Arthropoda, Insecta, Diptera, Tephritidae.